This is a messenger RNA of Engraulis encrasicolus (European anchovy), 4595 nucleotides long. RefSeq names its product cytoplasmic dynein 1 light intermediate chain 1-like. NCBI's taxonomy places the organism in Eukaryota, Metazoa, Chordata, Actinopteri, Clupeiformes, Engraulidae. The transcript has 13 exons. Gene Ontology annotation, cellular component: centrosome; cytoplasmic dynein complex. Gene Ontology annotation, molecular function: dynein heavy chain binding. Gene Ontology annotation, biological process: microtubule cytoskeleton organization; microtubule-based movement. Bases 8 to 1504 code for a protein of 498 amino acids. The record is from RefSeq and is a predicted model, not a curated record.
UGCAAAGAUGGCGGUGGCAGGGAGGAAUACACUAUUAUCGGCUAGUUCCAAUGUUCAAAACAGCACCGCAGAUAACCCGACCACGGAGGAGGAGGAUGGACAGAAUCUCUGGUCAUCCAUAUUGAGUGAAGUAUCAACGCGUUCACGGUCCAAAUUGCCAUCCGGGAAAAAUGUUGUGGUUAUGGGUGAGGUGGGUUGCGGUAAGACCACGUUGGUGGCUAAACUGCAAGGGGUAGAGGAAUACAUGCGAGGGCGUGGAUUAGAAUAUCUAUACUUCAGCGUACACGAUGAAGACAUCGACGACCACGCGCGGUGUAACGCCUGGGUCUUGGACGGCGACCUGUACCACAAGGGCCUCCAGAAGUUCGUCAUGUCGGCCGAGAGCCUCCCCCACUCGGUGGCGCUGCUGGUGCUGGACCUGUCGCGGCCCUGGCUGGCCCUCGACUCCCUGCACAAGUGGGCCAGCGUCCUGAGGGAACACAUCGACAAGCUGCACGUACCGCCCGAAACCAUGCGCGAGCUGGAACACAGACUGGUGAAGCAGUUUCAGGAGUACGCGGAGCCCGGUAGUGACCUGGAGGUGGGGACACAGAGACGCAACGCCGAGCAGGAGGAGGAGAGCGUUCUACUGCCCCUCGGAGACAACACACUCACACACAACCUGGGACUACCCAUAGUGGUGGUCUGCACCAAGUGUGAUGCCAUCAGUACCCUUGAGAAGGAGCACGACUACAGAGACGAGCAUUUAGACUUCAUCCAGUCGCACAUCCGACGCUUCUGCCUACAGUACGGGGCGUCUCUGCUCUACACGUCCAUAAAGGAGAGCAAGAACCUGGACGUGCUCUACAAGUACCUGGUGCAUCGCCUCUACGGCUUCCCCUUCAGCCUGCCCGCACAGGUGGUGGAGAGAGACGCAGUCUUCAUUCCAGCAGGGUGGGACAAUGAGAAGAAGAUCUCCAUCCUCCAUGAGAACUUCCAGACGCUGAAGGCAGACGAUGUGUUUGAGGAGGUCAUAGUCAAACCGCCCGUCAGAAAGUUUGUUCACGAGAAGGAGGUGCUGGCGGAAGAUGACCAGGUGUUCCUCGUCAAACUACAGUCGCUGUUGGCUAAGCAACCACCAGUCACAGCAGGCAGACCUGUGGACCCGACCAACAGAGCGCCGAGUGGCUCCCCGCGCACGAGUAACCGGUCGUCCGCUGCCAACGUGGCCAACGUGAUGCCCAUGCAGUCAGGUACCAAGAAGAUCGAUCCCAACAUGAAAGGGGGCCAGACUAGCGAGGGCGUGCUAGUGAACUUCUUCAACAGUCUGCUGACGAAGAAGGCGGGGUCUCCCGGACCAGGCGGCCAACCAGCAACCGGCAGCAGCACACCUGGCACUGUCAGGAAGUCAGGUUCGAAGCUGGGUCUGACGGACGUGCAGGCGGAACUCGACCGCAUCUCCAGCAAAUCAGAAAUGGACACGGGCAACUCCAGCCCGCCCCCCGCAGAGAACGACCAAUCAUGAGCAGGGAGAGCCAUGACAUCAUCAUCGUCUUCAUCAUCAUCAUCAGCACAUCAUCAUGCCCCACCCACCCUCCUGCUUCACUUCCUGCUUUUCCUGUCACUGGUCAUAUUAAGCCCCUCCCAUCGCCAUCUUAACUCCUCCCCCUCUGUACCAAACCCCUCCCCCUUCUCUUCCACACCUGCGCUUGUGCUUUCAAGAAAACUAAACAACAGCUGCAUGCUGUGAGGACGACCUCUCUCUCGAGCACGCAAACACACACACACACACACACACACACACACACACACGCAAACACACACACACACACACACACACAGUCUGACGCCUGCGAAAGCACACACAAACAUUUUGCAAACUCCGAAAUACAGAUAACACUACAUUUACAAACACUAUACACACACACACACACACACUUACAAACUUUUCUUUGUGGCCUGGUUGUUUGUCUCUGUCUGUGUGUGUGUUGAUGGGAGGUGUGGGUGGGUGUGUGUGUGUGUGUGUGUUGGGCUGUAUGUUGUUAUUUUCAUGUGUAGACUAAGUUUGUCUCGAGGAGUCUCUCGCUCAUAACGAGUUACUUUGACCAGACUCUUUCCUUUUUGGGGGGGGUUAAAGGGGAGGUGGUGGGGUUACCUCUUAAGUGUGUGCGUGUGUGUCUGUGCGUGUGUCUGUGCGUGUGCGUGUGCGCGUGCGCGUGUGUCCGGGAUCAGUCAAAUGGCGUGCGUGCGUGCGCGUGUAUGUUAUUGAAAGACAGGAUGACAGGGCCAGUCUCUCAUUUUGUGUGAGGUUUUUUUCCUGUUUGUGUGAGUGAUGGACUCUGUGUGGGCUUUUUUCUGUGUGGGUUUGUUGCGUUGAAGUUGAUCAUUGUAGAACAGCUCUCUAAUCUGUCACUUACACACACACACACACACACACACAUUACCUCUCUCUCUCUCUCUCUCUCUCUCUCUCUCUCUCUCUCUCUCUCUCUCUCUCUCUCUCUUUCUGAUAUGACGGCUGCCUGUGGUGUUGAGACAGGUCUGAGACAGGAUCUGGUAUCGUUUGUGCUUUAUUAUUAAUUAUUACGGAUUAUUAUAAUUCUAAUUAAUGUUGUUAAUAUUAUUUAUGGGCUGUAGGCAGUAUUCGGAGGGCAUGAUGUCCUUGGUGGGGAAGGUGAAAAGGUCAAAGUGUCAUUUCAAAGGUCAAGGGUCAUAUGUUGGCUAACAGGAAGUGACGAGCAUUGACGAGCGCGGGGGAGGAAAUGAAUCUGAUUGGAGCAGUUUGCGGUUUCCUAAACAUAAAUGAACAUAUUAAACAUUGGUCCCAUUGCAGAUGCUGCAUGCUGCACAUCUGCUAUGCAGUCACAUUGCGUUCUGGGGUGCAUUUCUGGAAAGCGUAGUUAGCAGUUAGCAACUUCUGUAUGCCAAUGGGAAAUUACAUGGCAACCAACAAAGUAGCUAACAUAGUUAGCAACUACGCUUUCCAGAAACUCACCCCAGGUUAGAAAUUCCUUACCAGGGGUGCGUUUCUUGACAACAUCGUUGCUAACCAAGUUAGCAGCUUACUUGUGGGGAGCAUCAUUUAUGUAUCUCAGGUGGUGGUGGUGAGCUGAGAUGUGCUGUGCUGGCACUUAACUGCCCCUUCUGUGAUUCUCCCCCGCUGCACAGGUCAUAGGGUCAAAGGUUAUAAAAGGGUCAUGGUUGGGAAGGGCCAAAGGAAGUCGUUUUUGGGGGAUGUUGACUCGAGUCGUUACCCUGGCAAAGGGUUGUUUUGGAGGCUGAUGGAUUGAGACGUUUACCAUGGUAGUUGAGAUGUUUACCAUGGUAGUUGAGACGUUUACCUUGGUAGUUGAGACGUUGACCAUGGUAGUUGAGACGUUUACCUUGGUAUUUGAGACGUUUACCAUGGUAGUUGAGACGCUCAGAGGCUGUUGGUUUGGUCGGGUCAAGGAGAGGUGAGGAGAUGUUAUCGUCAGAGUUGUAUAAAGUAGAAGUACUCUUACAGAUGUGAUUACAACACUAGUAGCAUGAUAUUGCAAAGUCAAAACCAUGUAAUGGCAUAUUAUUAGUGUUGUGUAAUUAUAUCUUUAAGAGUACUUCUACUUUAUACAACUCUGGUUGUCGUGACAACAGGCUGUUGGGUGGCUAUUGAUUGGUCGAGGUGACUUGAGAAGAUGUUGUCAUGGCACCGACAGCCUGUUGGUUGGUCAUGGUCGAUAAUUCAAACCGCGUUCGUUUAUGGUGCUGCGUGCUGCAUCAGUGUGGUUUCGGAUUUGGUGAUCUCUGUGAUCAUCACAAAUGUGGCGGUUGUCAUGGUGAUGAUGUCCAGCCAUCCAGAGCUGUACAUUAAUGGUGUAUGUGGGACAACUGUAAUACACAUUUGAAAUGAUCUCGCGGGCCAAAUAAAAUGGCUCCGCGGGCCAAAUUUGAGCUUAGAGCUUCCGCACACCGGCUCCGACAAAGUGUUGAGCUCUGCUCCCCAAAAGUUCGAUUCCAUUGUUUUCAAUAGAACCCCACACACUGGCACCGAUGUCUGCGGACAUUCGCGGAUGUCGGAUAGAGAUUAGAGACAAGUUCUAUUUUGCCUGCGCUGCCCAUUGACUAUCCAUGCUAUGUUCAUGUGAAAUUGGGUUUGGGGGUCGGAAUUCUGUUGGAAGCGAAAGUGCUCCGCAGUGCUGUCGGAGCCGGUGUGCGGAAGCCCUUACAGUGUGCAGAGAACAUAACAAGGCAGCACCGGGGCAGCUUAGAGACAGGUUGGAUGGGUAAGAGAAGGACCCGAGGAUACUAGGGGUGCAUCCCAAUAUGUGACCUUGCCUCCUCCACUUGUGCUUGUCUCCUCAUCCUGCCUCCUGCCCCCUCCUCCGUGGAGAAAACGAUAGUUUCCCAGCUGUCAGCCUCGCCACAACAACUUUUGAGGGACUGUUUUUCAUUCACCAUCCCAAUUGCAAACGAGAAAAAGACUUUACAAUUGAGCUUUUGCAAGAUAUUGAAAUAUAAUGCUGUUGUCAGUGAUGUCAUCAUGACGAGAAGCAAGUGGAGGAGGCAAGGUCGCAUAUUAAAACGCACUCUAGGUGUGUACUGUGCAGGAGGUAGAGAGAGAGAGAGAGAGAGAGAGA